AUGGAUUUGAAGUUCAUCAAUCAGAACAAGAACCCUGUUGUCGAUGACCCGCACGACAACGGCGAGGACAUCCCGGAAAGGUUUGUCAGCCGCUCACGCGUCCUUAAAAAAUCUUUCAGAUUCUUUAAAGGGUCACUCCGGCCUGUACCUGUUUCUGUCAUAACCGCAUUUACAGCUUUGAUGGUCGAAAAGUGUGGGCCAAUUGCACGUCACUCUUUUACAUCCGUGACCAAGCAAACUGUGGCUCAUGCUGGGCCGUCUCCACGGCAGCUGCGAUAUCCGAUCGCCUAUGCAUUCAUUCCAAAGGAAAAAUACAGAUGUAGUGGUGGGUGGCCAAUCGAAGCUUGGAAAUAUUUCAUUUAUGCAGGUCUUGUGACCGGUGGAAACUAUAAAUCAAAGGGUUGCUGCCGCCCCUAUGAAAUUCAUCCAUGUGGACAUCAUGGAAAUGAGCCGUACUACGGAGAGUGUCCCGACAAUGCGCCUACUCCGCCAUGCAGGAAGAGAUGCCAGGCCGGUUACCGCAAGUCAUUCCCAAGGGAUAAAUACUUCGGUACGUGGCCGAUAGCUUAA
This is a messenger RNA of Cooperia oncophora, 570 nucleotides long. The record is from the annotation of a GenBank genome assembly. Lineage: Eukaryota; Metazoa; Nematoda; Chromadorea; Rhabditida; Trichostrongylidae.